AUGGCUAUCAACCGCGAGGUUUUCAUAUCAUUCUAUGCCAUCCUGAUAUGCCUUGGUGUGCCAGGGAAUGUCCUGAUAUUAGCUGGAUACUCCAGAAAGAAAGUCAAGAAUGGCACGGAUAUAUUCAUCAUGGGCCUCGCAGCUGUGGAUUUGUUCUCAUCUUUCUUCAUCAUUGCCAAGUUCCGACCCUGGGUGAGAAGCAACAGCUUCUGCCAGUUUCAAUUUUUCUUCACGGGGUGGAUCGCCAUGGCCCAGAUGGCGGUGACACUGGCGAUAAGCGUUGACCGCUUCUUCGCUGUUUGUCGGCCGAUCCAUCGCCGUCCUCGCGUCAAGACCGCCAUCGCCGUCAUAAUUCUCUGCAUCAUCGGAACCGCGCUUCUUUAUUCCCCAGUGUUAGCUGCCGUGCGCUAUGAACCGACGAUCAAGGACUGUAUCUACCGCCAGGAUUUGCAAUGGUUCUUGAGCUAUGACCGGUAUGCUGUCCAGAGCUACAUGGUAGUAACUCUCAUCCUUGUUACCGCGGUGUAUACCCGCAUUGUCUUUGCGUUACGACGGCAGACAAAGGUCCGAACGGCUCUAACCGCCAGUGAGCCAUCGCACACGAAAUCAGACAUGGAAGCUACCGCGACCAUGCCUUCCCUAACCGGUAAUAACACCGGUCAAGGUACAUCAGGUUCUGGCUUGUCGACAUCGACAGAUCCAAAGCAGGCUGGACCAUCCGAUACCCUCCACAGAAAUACGUCAGAUGAAGACAAUGUAGGGGAGCUCUUGACCAUUACUAAUACCGAAACCAACUUAAAGAAUGAAGCAGUCAAUCCUGCAAAUCGAACUUAUAGUACUGCGGUUGGAUCACAUCCUCUGGGUGAAAGGGUCUCUGUAGUAAACCCCGGAGCCGCUACCGCAACCGCCACUGCGGUAGAUACAACCGCUUUGGGAAGACAGGGAGAGAAUCGCCUGACGCUGAUGCUUGGCUGGGUGACCGUGUUUUACGUCGUAAGUUGGCUUCCUGCCAUUAUAGGACGUUAUCUCCCUGUUGAAGUACGUCGUGAAUUCUUUAGUAGGUCAGAUCUUCACCACACGCUUUACGCCAUAUGUUUCCGUUUCUACGAAAUCAAUUCAGCCAUUAACUUUUUCAUAUAUUGGCCUCUCAACAAGCGAUUUCGACAGAAUUGCAAAGACAUUUUUAUUCAAAUCAAGAAUUAUAAUUCUUAA
Lytechinus variegatus (green sea urchin) is the source of this 1212-nucleotide messenger RNA. RefSeq names its product gastrin/cholecystokinin type B receptor-like. Gene Ontology annotation, biological process: neuropeptide signaling pathway. Gene Ontology annotation, cellular component: membrane. The transcript has a single exon. Gene Ontology annotation, molecular function: neuropeptide receptor activity. Lineage: Eukaryota; Metazoa; Echinodermata; Echinoidea; Temnopleuroida; Toxopneustidae. The record is from RefSeq and is a predicted model, not a curated record. Bases 1 to 1212 code for a protein of 403 amino acids.